CCUACCUUGGAUCGAAAGUCAAGACUCGAGACUCUGCAAAUCAUUUUAUAGUUUCGACAUCAUUUUGGUAGCUAAUCGAGUAGAGUUUCUGGAAAGAGUGAGCGUGCCAAAGGAGAAGAUCUUGUGAUGGAUGUUAUCAAGACACAGCAGAUCUCGGCAAGGCCGAUAGAGAAGGUUAUAGUUCACCCUCUCGUUCUUCUCAGUAUUGUCGAUAAUUACAACAGAGUCGCUAGGGAUACUCGGAAGCGCGUUAUUGGUGUCCUACUCGGGAGCUCCUUUAAGGGAACUGUUGAUGUUACCAACAGCUAUGCAGUGCCCUUUGAAGAAGAUGACAAGGAUCCAAGCAUCUGGUUUCUCGACCACAACUACCAUGAAUCAAUGUUUUCUAUGUUCAAGAGAAUAAAUGCCAAGGAGCAUGUUGUCGGUUGGUACAGCACAGGUCCAAAGCUGCGGGAAAAUGACCUGGAUAUUCACGGAUUAUUCCAUGACUAUGUUCCAAACCCUGUCUUGGUCAUUAUUGAUGUCCAACCAAAAGAGCUGGGAAUACCCACUAAAGCUUACUAUGCUGUUGAGGAGGUCAAGGAGAAUGCAACUCAGAAAAGCCAGAAGGUGUUUGUGCAUGUACCUUCGGAAAUUGCUGCUCAUGAAGUAGAGGAAAUUGGAGUAGAGCAUUUACUCAGGGAUGUGAAGGAUACAACAAUUAGCACCCUUGCAACAGAGGUUACAGGCAAACUUGCAGCAUUGAAGGGGCUGGAUGCACGACUCCGAGAGAUACGUGCCUAUCUUGAUCUUGUUGUUGAUGGAAAACUCCCCUUGAAUCAUGAGAUUCUGUACCAUCUACAGGAUGUCUUCAACCUUCUUCCGAAUCUUAAUGUGGCCGAGUUGAUCAAGGCUUUUGCCGUGAAAACAAAUGAUAUGAUGUUGGUUAUUUAUCUAUCCUCCCUCAUCCGGAGUGUAAUUGCCCUACAUAACCUGAUCAACAACAAGAUGCUUAACAAAGAACAUGAGAAAGCUGAAGAUGCGAAGCCAGCAGCAACGCCAUCUACAUCUGGGAGCUGAAAACAGGAUCCACCGUGCUCAGAUUUCCUGCCACCAUAGAGCUCACGCUUCAAUUGCACAAUGCGCCAACUAUGUUCCUCUUUGUAUUCUGCUGUUAUCUCUGAGUGGGACUGGAGAGAGCAUGGAUCUUUGAAUCUAUACCUUGAUCCGUCGCCCUCUGAUAUAAAUUUUUUUUUCGGGAUAGUUUUUUGUACUCAAUGUCUUUAGGUACAUUAGACCAGAUACUGUUUUGACAGCAUGGAUUGC
This is a messenger RNA of Telopea speciosissima, 1305 nucleotides long. Its product is annotated as 26S proteasome non-ATPase regulatory subunit 7 homolog A. The transcript is spliced from 10 exons. The record is from RefSeq and is a predicted model, not a curated record. Bases 127 to 1059 code for a protein of 310 amino acids. Lineage: Eukaryota; Viridiplantae; Streptophyta; Magnoliopsida; Proteales; Proteaceae. Gene Ontology annotation, cellular component: proteasome complex; proteasome regulatory particle. Gene Ontology annotation, biological process: proteasome-mediated ubiquitin-dependent protein catabolic process. Gene Ontology annotation, molecular function: metallopeptidase activity; protein binding.